AUGGGACAACACUUCACCAAUGAGGAAGGGGAGCAGGUUGAGAUCGAUGUGGCUGAACUGCAGGAAUGGUAUAAGAAGUUUGUGGUUGAAUGUCCAAGUGGGACUCUAUUCAUGCAUGAAUUCAAGCAAUUCUUUGGGGUACAGAAUAACCAGGAGGCAGCAGAAUAUGUGGAGAACAUGUUCAAGGCUUUUGACAAGAAUGGGGAUAACACAAUUGACUUUCUGGAGUAUGUGGCUGCUUUAAAUCUUGUUUUGCGAGGGAAGUUGGAACACAAGCUGAGGUGGACUUUCAAAAUGUACGACAAAGAUGGGAAUGGCUGCAUAGAUAAACCUGAGCUCUUAGAAAUAGUCGAGUCUAUUUACAGACUAAAGCAAGUAUGUCAACCUGAGGAACAAAGAAACACUCCCCGUCUUACUCCAGAGGAAGUUGUGGAGAGGAUAUUUCAAUUAGUGGAUGAGAAUGGAGAUGGGCAGUUGUCUCUAGAUGAAUUCGUUGAUGGAGCACGGAAAGACAAGUGGGUGAUGAAGAUGUUACAGUUGGAUGUGAAUCCCGGAGGAUGGAUCGCUGAGCAGAGGAGGAAAAGUGCGCUGUUCUAA
Varanus komodoensis (Komodo dragon) is the source of this 597-nucleotide messenger RNA. It is a transcript of the gene GUCA1B, whose product is annotated as guanylate cyclase activator 1B. The transcript has 4 exons. NCBI's taxonomy places the organism in Eukaryota, Metazoa, Chordata, Lepidosauria, Squamata, Varanidae. The coding region runs from base 1 to 597 and encodes 198 amino acids. Gene Ontology annotation, molecular function: calcium sensitive guanylate cyclase activator activity; calcium ion binding. The record is from RefSeq and is a predicted model, not a curated record. Gene Ontology annotation, cellular component: photoreceptor inner segment; cone photoreceptor outer segment. Gene Ontology annotation, biological process: visual perception.